Messenger RNA from Suillus plorans, 1563 nucleotides. RefSeq lists its product as uncharacterized. Lineage: Eukaryota; Fungi; Basidiomycota; Agaricomycetes; Boletales; Suillaceae. The record is from RefSeq and is a predicted model, not a curated record. The transcript is spliced from 7 exons. Bases 1 to 1563 code for a protein of 520 amino acids.
AUGCAACCCCAGCUCUCCCCUCUCAAAAAUAGUGGUGGGCUGCCACGGAUGGAUCCGUUCUUUAGUGCAGGACAACAGGGUGCAAGUCAUGAACCACAAGUCAUGAACAACAACGGCCUAUAUUUGUUCGGGUGUCAGGCACAUGUGGGGUCAGCGUCGUCGUCAUCUGGCCAAGGAACACCAUAUCAAGGGACAUCAUCAGCACAAGGGAUGCCAUACAACAGUGGGACUCACAUGUUUCCAUACAGCGAAUCACCCUCGCUCGCACCCCAGCCUCAUCAGAGGGGUCCAACACCUGAUUAUCAGCCUUUGUUUAGCGUUGCUGGAGGUUCUUACAUGAAUCAACCCUCACCUGAUCCAUCUGCAAAUCUACAUUCCACGCAUACUAAUCAAGAUGCAUUAAUGAAUGCCUGCCUUCAAAAUGUCUUAGAGUGUCUUGACGCAGCAGAAAAGAAGAUUGAGAAGCUCGAAAACGAAGGUGCAGACAAGGGCAAGCCUUCCAAGAAGGCUGCAACCAAGAACAUUUCAAACGAUCAUCCAAUCUUAAAGCCUCUCAUUCAUCCAAUUUUCUUCGAGUUGUGUGAUGUAGAUCCGUCGCUCAGCAAGGUGAAGCGAGUAGAAGCGUUGAUAGGUAUCAAACCAUUACUGAACGGAGAACUGUUUGAGAUCUUGAUCGAGGGGGGCCCUAAAGUAUGGCGUCCAAACUGGCUAGGAAAAUUUGAUUCUGCUGUCAAUGCAAAAUUUGUUCAAGAAGUAGUAGACCGUGUGUGGAACAACGAAAUGAACCUUUGCUCUACUUCUUCCAAAGGUGAGAUACCAGAUGAUGAUUUUAGCAGGCCUAUUAUCACGGAGUGUGCGAAAGGGUACUGGAGAAAUAUCCAUAAGCAGGUUGAUGAUAAGAGCACCACAGAGAAAGUUGACAAGGCCGAAAAACGCAAGAUAACUCUAUGUCGAUGUGGCCGUCAUCAAUAUGUGACUAAGAUCAGGCGCAAAGCUGCCUUGCAGUAUGAGAAGGAGACUGGCAAUAAAGAUGCCAUCGCCAUGAUCGAUACUGACUAUGCCUCCGAAACCCAUACAUGUGAUGAAGCAACUCUGUCGGAUGAUUCAAAAAUGCGGCAGCAGGAGGCAGGAGUGGGCAAGGCAGCAAAGAAGGUUAUCAGGUUUCAAUGGCGACAUCCUGAUUUGGUUGCGUUCUUCCGAUUUCUGACCCUGAAAAGCAUGCAGGAUGAUGGCGGUUCAGAUGAUGAGGAAGCAGUAGAGGACCCACCAACCAGUGAACAUCCUACAAAGCGCCGAAAAACAGUACUAAACCCCAAAAAGGUGUACAAGAAGGUUUUUGAUGUGUCGCCUGACCACUUGUUCGAUCGUGUGCCAUCUUCCAGCAAGAAUUCCGUACUGUUUGCGAAUAUGGUCAGCGCCAAGUGGAAGGAAAGCCAUCCUGAUAUGAAGCUUCUGGAGGGAGUACCGUGGUUAAAAGGGUUUUAUGAGCGCAUGAAGGACUCCAAAGAAUUAUUCGCCAAAGAUCUUACCUAUUUAGAGGAACUCGAAGACUGGCAUUUGUAG